GAGAGGAAGUGAAACACAGGAAAAUAGCAAGCGAGGAAUAACGGCGCUGCUUAUGUUUUUCCAGAGUGACACCGAACCAUGGAUCAGUUAAAUCAGAUCAUGAGGCGAUUAGCACUUAUUAUAAAUACACAGUUUAUUUAAGAAAAACCCGAUUAACGUUACUUCAAUCGCAUGAACAAAUCCAAACAUCAGAUGACACGUUCAUUCAUUUUAUCUAAUGAAAUCAGGACAGCAGAUUUUCUGCUGGCAUUAUUAGUUUUCAUCAGGUAACACCUAUGUUUUAGUGAAUAAACGCAAUAUCACAUUUCACUAACUUUAUUAUGGUGUCUGAUGUCGGCGUGAUCUGAUCAAAUGGCUGUUUUGUGGAGUGGAGGAACAGAUGCAUUCAGAGUCCUGUAAACAGAGGAUUGAACUGAGUUUCAGCUCUUGGCGGAAAUCAAAGAGAUGGAUGAAGUGCUGGAGAAGUUUCUGGAAGAGCAGAAGACAAAGAUAGCAGAAGAAAAGGCCUGUCUGGAGCAGGAACCUCCUUACAUGGAGAUGAGGAGGCGGACAGGCCAUGUUCUGCAGAAAGAGAACAUCCCUCCACGUACAAGUCAGCAAGAAGGACUAAGUCUGCCAUUAGGAGAGGAAUAUGAGAGAAAGAAACACAAACUCCAAGAAGAGCUCAGGAAUGAUUACAGGAAAUACAUGACAGAGAAAGACCAUUGGGAUGUUGGUGACUCUCACACAGUUCCAGAGAGAAGAAGAACCCCCAGGACGGUCCGUGUGAGAGAUGUGGCCACUCUUACAGAGGUGUGUGGACUGGGGUGGGGUGUGUGUAGCUCUGAGGAAGAUGUCAGUGAUGAAGAACUCAUGCUUUUACAAGGGAGGCGGCAUCAGAGAGAGAGAGACACCAGGGCAAGGAACAGAAGAGGGGAAUUGUACACAGAAAUGGGACACCUCACGAACAAACUACAGCAAAGAAACAGAACAUCAGCAUCUGUUACGGCUCAAGCCAAUGAAAGAUCUGUAUCUGUGGCCACACAGGACACUGUUUGCACCACAGGACUUCUUAUAGGUGCAGCAGAUCUGGAGGCCACACUGCAGAUGAGAAAGGAGCGUUAUAGACAUGAAUUACAGGAACAAAUCGCAGAGAGACAGAGUCGCAGGAGAAGGGAGAAAGAGCUGGAUCACAGAGUUCAGACAGUUACGGAGGCUGCGAAAAAGCAGCUGUUUGUGAGGGAUGAGUCUGCAUACAGAAAGCAAACAAGGGAUGACAUCAUCCAUCGCCUGGACACUGCUGAGCCUGCUGAGGGUCUUCUGCAAUACAGGGCAGAUUCUCUUUCUCCAAGCAGGAUGCCUUUUGUCUCUUCUCACCUCCCAUUCCUUGCAGAUAAGACUACAAAUAAUGAUGCUGAGAAUUUUCUGAGCGCCAGCAGAGUCUAUGGUCCAAUAGCAGGAGUUUCUUUUCCAGCAUCAGCAGGAGAGUCACACCUACUCAGUCCUCACAACGAGCACAACAGAAGCACUAACAGACAGAGGUUUCUAGGUGAGAAUGAAGGUGUGGGUUCAGGUCAUCCAGCGUUUCCUGCACAUCAUGAGCAGAAAAGCCGACUCGGCUAUAAAGAGGAGCUCAGAAAGCAGAUAGAAGAGCGGGCCGCACAGAGGAGGGCGGAUAGAGAGGAGAAGCGAAGACUGGAGGUGGAACUCGAAGCCGAUAUGAGAGCAUAUGAACCCUGGGGAAGAGGAGGAGCUGGUGCACCAAUCAGAGACAGCACUGGAAAUCUGAUCGCUGACUUGAAGCAGAUGCACCUUUUAAAUGCAGCAGCCACAGUACAAAGACCAGAAAGGCCAAGUAUGAUUGAGACGCACACGCCACAGUUUGCAAGAGGAAACGUGUUCAAUCAGAUGAUCUCACCUCAGCAAGUACUGGAGCAAGACCAAUAUAAAGCUUGCCUGAGACAGCAGAUGGAAGAGAAGCAGAGGAAGCAGGCGGAGGAGAGAGAGCGGAUGAGAGCAGAGGAGGAGAGAGAGGACAGAAGACUGGCUGAACAGAGAGAGAAAAUCAGGAGAGAGUAUGAAGAGGAGCAGGAGAGCAGGAAACGCAGAGAAAUGGAGCAAAAACUGAAAAAUGAAGAGCUUGCUCGCCUGGCGGAGGAGAGACGGAGAGAGGCAGAGAAAAAGAAAAAAGAGGAAGAACAGAAAGAAAGAGCAGCUCUCCGAAAACAGGAAGAGGAAGAGAGACAAAUCAGGCAACAGCAGGUUCAGCGUGCACCAUCUCCUCCAAUUCCUACAUUACAGAAUAAACAGCACAAUCAUACGGGUUUCUCUUCAUUCCGACCUCCUUCAUCUCCAGAACACAGACGCCAGCAGAGAACAGAGAAGGACAGAAGUGAGGUUGUGAAUGAGCUGUGUGUGUUACGAAGGCGUCUGCGCAGUGAACAGCGGCGUCUGGAGGAGCAGCUCUUACAAACGGAGUGGGAGAAUCUUUCUUCACCGUUCACCGACAGGCACAGGGCAUCACAGGAUGUGUUUGAUAUGGCUCGUUUGCGGAUGCCUGUACGAGGCCCCUCCUCCCGUGGCAUUGAGCCAAUCAGCUCGAAGGAAACUGAUGACAUCAUGUACAGAGACUCCUUUAAUCCUCUUUCAAGAACUCAGCAGUCUAGGAACAGAGAUGUGGAAGGAGGACGAGGAUCUGUGCUUCUGUCAGAGAGUGAAUUCAUUGAUCACAAUGGAGUUGCCUUCCCUGUUCCUCCAGAUUUAGAGAGAAAGUCAGCAAAGCUGUCUGCACGCGAGAGACGCAGAAUAGCACAACUACAGGCUGCAGAAAGGCAGUCGGUGGAGAAACAUCAGCCUAUGAACAAACUCAGAGACUCAAACGUUCUCAGGAUGAAGAGACUUCAGGACUUCAGCCGUCACAACACUGCAGCAGGAGGCUGCUCUGAUGAAGACGACGAGGCUGAAGUUGUUGGUCGCGGUGGGCGUUUUAUUCUGCCGUCUCCUGGCAGGCCCAGCUCCAUCGACACAGCCACUACAGAGCGCUGGGUUCGAGCAGAGUCAUCAGACACACUCAGGAGGCUGAUGUCUGGAUCUGAACUCUGAGGUGGAUGAUGGACAGGCCAUAACCAACACAACCCCUCAAACAUGCUUAGAGUGUGUGCUCACGUUUGUACAUCCUCUUUAUAUUUCUUGAACAAAUAAAAGACUGAUCGGCGGAAUCUCUGUGAGAUCAACUGCAUGAUUACAUCACUAAAUUCAUUCAUUUUC
This is a messenger RNA of Danio rerio (zebrafish), 3246 nucleotides long. Lineage: Eukaryota; Metazoa; Chordata; Actinopteri; Cypriniformes; Danionidae. The record is from RefSeq and is a predicted model, not a curated record.